GCUCACACGCACGUCGCACACCACACGUCGUCGUCGUCGUCGCAGUCGUUUAACACAACGUUCAGUCGCUCGUUUACCGUUGUCGCGUCCGUUGCGCCCCUCGUGGCCACUGCGAAAUCUACCCGUUCAUCCGCCAAUGUUCAUAUUAUAAUAAAAUAAUAAUAAUAUAUAAACAAUAAUUGAUAUCGUACGUCGUCCAGUUUGAUAAACGCGCGCGGUUCAGAGUAUAGUAUUUUACAAAAUCGAUUUUUUUAAAAAAAAUUUUCUUUUGAGAUCGUCCAAUUUAUUAGUGCCGAUCAGAGUACCUCUUACUAUACGAGACCUGCAGAAAUCCGAUUAAAACAAAACAAAUCGCCGAGCACACUUCUCUUCCAAGCCGCACAAUCAAUUUCGAAAUGGUUUCGACCCGACUGAUGGCAAUGGCCCUCGUGGUCGUCUGCUGCUGUUCGUUGACCGCCUCUGAACAAAACUGGAAGUGGUACAAGCCGUACACGUGGAUGAGUUCACCCAAGUCUUCGUACUCGUCGUCACACCCGACCAUCUACAGCAAACCGCUACCGCGACCGUACAUAUCGUCUGGUCACGACAAACAGCGAGACCGGUGUGAGCUGCGCAAAGUGGUGUUCACCCAAGACGCCGAUUCGCCGCAGUACAUCGUCUACAAGACAAAAAUCCCGGACUUGAAAGAAUUCACCCUGUGCCACUGGCACAACAUCUUCAACUACACGCACGACCAGCCCAUAUUCUCGUACUCGCAUCCCGGUAAGCCUCGUGUCAUAUAUUCGUGGAUCGAGAACAAGCCCGACAAAACGUACUACUCGUUGGCCAUCAACGGACACACCAUUUACAGGAUUAAUUACCCGGAGAAGUUGUUCAAAUGGUACCAUGUGUGCCAGUCGUGGAACGGUCACACGGGCGAGUGGCAGCUGUGGAUCAAUUCCGAGAGAGUGGGCAGAGGAUUCUACAACUUGAUGGCCGGUAAGAAGAUCAAGGGUGGUGGCGUGGCCAUCAGCGGACGGGAAUACCUGGACCAGGCGUUGGCCGUCCACUACCCGGCGUUCUCGGGAGAACUUACUCUGGUGUCUCUGUACAAGGCUGCGCUGACCGCGGGCAAGGCAUACAACGAUCACAAGCAUCAUCACGUGCACAACUUCCAUCAUGGAUACGAUGAAUCGGUGGACGAGGCUGACACCGAGGCGCCACCAACUCUGCCUCCCAACCCAGAGGCUACGCGGCCACCACAUCUGGCGCACGGUGGAGCCUUUGCCAACGGUCAACGCGUUCCCGGAGUUCCGAUACCGACCCCCGCCGCCCCGGAGCAACAGCAACCACCUCUGAAUCUUCCACAACUGCCACCGUCCCCGCAACUUCCGCUGUUCGACGGCGGCCUGUACGACUUUUACGAUGCACCGCAUGCCGACGAGACGUUCCGUGUCAACCUGUUGGACAAGCGCGACGACAACCGCCGCCACAGCACGGUCCGUUUCAAGCGCAGUUGGAUUCCACUGUUCCGGCAGCCGAUGUCCGACGUCACUCCCGUCACCGACGUCACUGCCCCCCGGAACGCCCGGUCCAACGUCGGUGAUCCGCAUGACCGGAAACGCGAACCGGCUGAGUGGGAGGUGAUGAAAGUAGCCAGCGUGUGCUCGGCCUGCGUGACGGAUCCGUUCGGCGCAGCUUCUGUCCUGUCCUGGCACGAGACCCGCAAACAGUUCUACAACGGCGCCCUGUACUUGCCCGCUCUGCCGAAGUGCUAUUUGUUCUGAUGAGAUUGCGUGCCCCACACCGAUUCGCCUCCAACUCUACCACCAAUCUUCCGGACUAGCCGCCCACCGCUGACGCGAUAUCGCCAUACCCACUUUAUUAUAAAGCACGAUGGCGGUGGAUGGUCAAGUCACUGUACAUACUUAUACAUAUAAUAUUAUUAUUAUUAUUAAUUGAGCGUAGAACUUUAUAGUAUUAUUAUUUAAUUUUAAUCUUAUACAUUAGUACUAUAUGCACAUAAUAUUGUUUCAAGAUAAGACGUCGGGUGUCACGGCCGUGAUGCAAUCCAUACACUGGACUUUAUGCGAUUUGAAAGUCUUGCUAAAACUAAAAAUCUAUUGAUGCAAUAUUUUUGAUGUCAGUUUUUUUGCCAAAAGAAAUGUUCUCUGGUCACUCCAGGGAGACGGUUUUUGAAAUCGUAACGUAAAAAACCAUUCCGAGAGCGAAAUCGAGUGUAGCAAACGGUCAGCCCGGCUGUAUAGUAUAAGACUAGUUAUUUAUUUAUAAACUGUAUUCUACAGUACUGUACGGCAAUCGUACAACAAAACAGUAUUAAAAAAAAUAUAUAUUAAAAACAUUAAUUAUUACAGACAACGCAUAAUCACCGCUUUACUAUUGCAUUUUCACCCUAAUCGCCGGCCACUUGAACGCGAAGGUUGUAACUACUCCGUAUAUUCCCAACAAUAAUAAUAUUGUUGUUAUUAAAAAAAAAAUUGUUCCACCAAUAAUUUUGUAAUCCUGGCGCUUGUUUUUUAUUUGUCUCACACGAGUAGAUACAAAAUCAAAUUUAGUGUCUAGAACACUUUACCAGGUUUCAGCCGAAUGGGAGGAUAAAAGGAUCGGAUAUUUGAUCCCGAAAUUUCAUUAUUUCCGUUUACAACAAAACACAUUUACAGAAAAAAACAUCUAUGGCUUAUUUUUAAUUACAUUUUGAAGAGUAGUUUGUUUUUGUGAAAUCAACAUACAUAAUACUGUUGUAAUUCGUUAUUUCGACAGGACACUUGAUAUUCAGUAGAACUCAUUUCAGAUAUAAAAGAAAAAUAUAAACUCAAAAAUUCCACAAAUUGAGAGGAAAAAUAGGGGUGAGCACAUUUGGUGUAUCACCCUGUAUCUAUACACUAUACAGGUUCAUAGGUUGAACACAUUGGUAUUUUGGGUUCUGUGCGUGUACCUUUUUUCUUUUUAUAAAAUGACGUGCCAUGCGCCAUAAAAUUCGGUCUGUAGUCAAUCAAAGGCUUUGAUCGAACUUUAGGGAUCGCUCUAUUCAUCCAUAUCAAUUGAACGCGAAGGCCAUAUAAAUAAUUACAUCCGAUAAAUCUUCUUACCUAUUUGGUGCAACAUAUACAUUACAAUCGAUCGGAUUCCAGAUUA
Messenger RNA from Myzus persicae (green peach aphid), 3135 nucleotides. RefSeq lists its product as uncharacterized. The transcript is spliced from 5 exons. Bases 396 to 1766 code for a protein of 456 amino acids. Lineage: Eukaryota; Metazoa; Arthropoda; Insecta; Hemiptera; Aphididae. The record is from RefSeq and is a predicted model, not a curated record.